CGGUCGCAGACCGCGGUGAAACGCAGCACUUGAUCAAAAACAGCUGCGUAGUCAACCUACGACGCGUGCAUACACGACACAAGUGUAUGCUAACCUGCUCGUUUAUUAAGACGCGAUAGCGGAGACAUACCUGCUGUAUCCGUAGUUUCCUUCUUCUCUCCCGCUCCUCUCGAAUGAGUUGAGCUUCUUCGUUCGGGCUUAGCCGCAGUUUGGACACUUUUCCCUUCAUCAUCCCGCAAGCCAGCGACGGCCGAGAGCUGAGUAAACUAACCUUGUCUAGUCCUGUUCCGGACUUUUAUUAACCUGGUCAGUUUGGCGGUCAACAUGGUAUUUUAGGAUUCUUUUUAAAACCGACGGCCAAAUGGAGCUUUUGUUUUCAAUUCGCAGUAGCCAUGUCGACCAGGAAAGACUGUUAAAACGUCACUUCCUGUGUGUUAAAAAGCCCGCCAUGCCCCGCCGGUCCGUCACUGAUAACCUUCCCCCUUUUCCAUUCAUAGAAUUCCUAACAUUUAUUAGGUUUAAUAUGCAAAUAUUUUAGAGGAGAAGGGGUGAGAUUAGAGCUUUUGCCCAUCUUCAGCAAGCACACAUGAUGGCAACACAAACUUCAAAGUGCAGUAUUUAGAAAUUUCGCUAGGAAGCAGUGUUUCGCUAGAUGUCACACAGUAACAGAAGAAGAAGGCUGCUCUUAGCUGAUCUCUAGGGGGCGAUAGAGUAUUCUUUGUUGAAAUCGUAGAAUGAAUCGUUGACGGACACAAGGGAGAACUAGACUACGAUAUAUCAACCAAUUUCACCAACAUCUUCGUUUUUGAUAAAAGUUAUAGUCAUGUCUGGUGGUCCGGCGGUCACCGUCAGCAUCGAGUCCUUCUGUGAGAAGCAGGUUCAGGAGGUGGCCCUGGAUGGGACGGAGACCUACGUCCCACCACUGUCCAUGUCCCAGAACCUGUCCAAGUUGGCACAGAGAAUAGACUUCAGCCAGGGAUCCGACUCAGAGGAGGAUGGAGUGGAGCGGGAGCCGAGGGAGCGCGAGUGGGGGAAGCAGGAGCCGGAGGAGGAGGAAGGCACGGUGAAGUUCCAGCCUUCGCUCUGGCCCUGGGACUCGGUGCGGAACAACUUGCGCAGCGCUCUGACGGAGAUGUGCGUUCUACACGAUGUGCUCAGUGUGGUGAAGGAGAAGAAGUACAUGGCCUUGGACCCAGUAUCACAGGACCCCAGCGCUGGGAAGACUCCACAGGUCUUCCAGCUCAUCAGUAAGAAGAAGUCACUGGGCACGGCAGGUCAGCUGCUGCUAAAAGGAGCCGAGAGACUUAACAAGUCGGUGGCUGAGAACAUGGAGAACCGGAGGCAGCGGGACUUCAACUCAGAGCUGCUGCGGCUGCGCUCGCAGUGGAAGCUGCGCAAAGUGGGGGACAAGAUCCUGGGAGAUCUGAGCUACCGGAGUGCAGGUUCCCUGUUCCCUCACCAUGGCACAUUUGAGGUGAUCAAGAACACAGACAUCGACCUGGACAAGAAGAUCCCAGAGGACUACUGCCCUCUGGACGUCCUGAUCCCGGGUGACCUGGAGGGCUCUGCGUACAUCAAGGUCUCCAUCCAGAAGCAAGCUCCAGAUAUCGGAGACCUGGGCACAGUGAACCUGUUUCGCAGACCCCCGAAACCAAAAUCUGGGGCGCAACCAUGGCACGUGAAGUUGGAGGCGGCUCAGAACGUGCUGCUCUGCAAGGAGAUCUUUGCUCAGUUGUCCAGAGAAGCAGUUCAGAUCAAGUCCCAGAUCCCUCACAUCGUGGUGAAGAACCAGAUCAUCUCACAGCCGUUUCCAGGACUGCAGCUGUCCAUCUCGCUGUGUCACUCCGCUGGAGAAAAGAAGGUCAGCCGAGCGUCUCCAGAGAAACCCAAACCUGACGACCAUCUCUACGUGCUAGAACACAACCUGCAUCAGAUGAUGAGGGAGUUCCACAAGCAGCAGCUGAGCUCGGUGGUGAUGCCUCACCCGUCCACCGCCCCCUUCGGACACAAGCGCAUGCGUCUGGCCGGCCCGAUGGCCUACAGCAAGGCUGAGAUCUCAGGCCUGCAGCAGAGCGAGGGGCUGCUGGAAAAGAUCAUCAAGCAGGCCAAACACAUUUUCCUCCGCAGCAGGACGGCCCGGACCAUCGACAGUCUGGCCAGUCGCAUAGAAGACCCUCAGAUCCAGGCCCACUGGUCCAAUAUCAACGAUGUGUACGAGUCCAGCGUCAAAGUCCUCAUCACCUCUCAGGGCUACGAGCAGAUCUGCAAGUCCAUCCAGCUGCAGCUGAACAUCGGAGUGGAGCAGAUCAGAGUCGUGCACAGAGACGGACGCACCAUCACCCUCUCACACCAGGAGCAAGAGUUGCAGGACUUCCUGCUUUCUCAGAUGUCGCAGCACCAGGUACAUGCCGUCCAACAGCUGGCCAAGGUGAUGGGCUGGCAUGUCCUGAGCUUCAGCAACCACGUGGGCAUCGGGCCCAUGGAGAGCAUCGGGAACGCCUCAGCCAUCACCGUCGCCUCGCCCAACGGAGACUACGCCAUCUCCAUGCGGAAUGGGCCGGAGACAGGCUGCAAAGUCAUGGUCCAGUUCCCCCGCAGCCAGACCAAGGAGCUCGCCAAGAGCGACGUUAUACAAGACUCCAAGUGGAACCACCUCCGAGGACUGUACAAGGAGGUCCACUGGAGCAAGAUGGAGGGUCGGAACUUUGUCUACAAGAUGGAGCUGCUGAUGGCGGCGCUCACUCCGUGUCCAUAGAUUGAACUUUCUCAACAGGGCGAUGGUGGUUUUAGGACCUUUUCCAGGUUCUGGUCCACCUAUGUUACUCUUGUUUGUCCGAGUCACUUUGAUAUAAAAUAAAAGAAUCAGACCUUAUGCAGAUUUUGCCGCAGGAUCACACACACUCAACCACCACGUUGUCCCAGCUAGCCAGGGUCACAUGAUCGGAUUUAUCUGUCGAGUGGACUGAAGUAUGUUCGUAGAUUCGUGCUUACUUCAUAGAACUUGAGAAAGAUAGAGAAACAGCUGAAGCAUCUCGUAGAUCUGGUUGUGUCAAACCAAGGGCAUAAACUGUUACUAGUCUUUCCCCACAAGGGUGCGCUGGAGAGUUAAUAAAAGACAAGCAUUUUAUAUAUAUUUUACACCUGUGAGAGUUGGGAGCUCCAGGACCAACAAUAGAACUUGAAACAGUCCAACACUAGUGAAGGCAGUGAAUGCAACACUCUGGUUCUGUGUUGUUUAUAAACUCACUUUUUUGCUGACUUUAUUAUUGUUGAAAAGGAAGUCAAAUAUUUAAAUAAAAGCCCGUCAUGUGUAAUAGCUGCAAACCUCAUCAGGGUUCAACUGUGAAUGGAGAGGAAGAGCUGCAUGUAAAGGGAGGCAGUAUAACACUAACCACACUUGAACCCUGACAACAGAGAGCGUUUCGACAGUCAUCAGGCUUGGUCUGAGAUCAGCAUGUGGGUCAGUUUGACCUCAUUGUGCCGUUCACAGUGAACCACAGAGGUUGGGAGCUCAUGAACCUAUUCUUGGAAGUACAACAGUGUGAACAAGUUCUUUGUUUGUUUGACCCUGAAGGCAUCAUUUCCAGGACCCAGUCUGUUUCUGGGCAAACAGCAAAUAACUAGACUCAGAACAGUAAAUGUAUUUUGAAGACUUUCAAAAACAAAAGAAUGAAUGUGAAAUAAAUUCAGAACACAGG
This is a messenger RNA of Synchiropus splendidus (mandarinfish), 3698 nucleotides long. RefSeq names its product mediator complex subunit 17 (gene med17). Gene Ontology annotation, molecular function: transcription coregulator activity. Bases 824 to 2755 code for a protein of 643 amino acids. Gene Ontology annotation, biological process: regulation of transcription by RNA polymerase II. Gene Ontology annotation, cellular component: core mediator complex; mediator complex. The transcript is spliced from 13 exons. The record is from RefSeq and is a predicted model, not a curated record. Lineage: Eukaryota; Metazoa; Chordata; Actinopteri; Syngnathiformes; Callionymidae.